Messenger RNA from Diatraea saccharalis (sugarcane borer), 969 nucleotides. Lineage: Eukaryota; Metazoa; Arthropoda; Insecta; Lepidoptera; Crambidae. The record is from the annotation of a GenBank genome assembly.
AGACGGUGCGCGCCAUCCGAACAGGCAACUAUGUCACUGCGCUGCAAAUAUUAAUUUAUGAGUCGUUAUUCUAAUUUAAUUGUAUUAAUUUUCAAAAAUGUUACAACUGGUGAUAACGUUGGCUCUAGCAGCCACCAUGGCACAAUGUGAAGAAGAAGUAAUGAAGAAUUUGACGACAGUUACUUGGGCACACGCCGUCAACGAUAAAGCUUACCUGGAAAAAGCAUUAGCGAGUGAUGUAUCCAUGCUAGAGGCUGAUAUAGUUCUAGGCCACAUCACCGGUAAAGAUGGCCCACCCAUCCCCGUCAUGGCCCACCCCCCAGCCACCACCUCCGACCUGAGCCUCUCCGAGUUCCUGUCGACGGUGAAGCAGCAUAACAAUCUGAACUCCAAGCAGAAAGGUGUCAAGCUGGACUUCAAGUCUAUAGAGGCGUUCGAAAAAGCUCAACCCAUCAUCGCUCCUUACAGCAAGCCUGAGAUCACAUUCCCGUUGUGGCUUAACGCUGACAUACUACCGGGGCCAGUGAAGGCGACCACGAAGCCAGUGGACGCUGACAAGUUCCUAAAGCUCGCCUCUGAACAUCCCCGAGCUGUUCUCUCAGUGGGCUGGACAACUAAUUACGGCGGGAACAUAACAGAGGGCGAGUACAGUCGCGAGCAUAUCGGAACUAUGCUGAGGAAGUUGCACGAGAAUCACAUCAACCAGACUGUCACGAUACCGGUCCGGGCCGGCAUAGCAUCAAACAGUCAACCUGUACUUCUGGACCUGCUCCGUGAAACUGCUUACCUGAACUCCUCGAUGACGGUGUGGUCCAGCGAGGGGGACUUCGUGGAGGUGGACCGGCUGCGGGCGCUACUCCUUACCGUGGGCUUGGAGAGGAGCUACCUGGACGUACCCAAAGAUCUGGCGGAUCGGCUCCAUCUCCCCCCAGCGGCUAAUGUUAAGAAUUAAAUAAAUGUCUAUUAUUC